This is a messenger RNA of Sycon ciliatum, 1152 nucleotides long. Its product is annotated as acyl-coenzyme A thioesterase 13-like. Lineage: Eukaryota; Metazoa; Porifera; Calcarea; Leucosolenida; Sycettidae. The record is from RefSeq and is a predicted model, not a curated record. Gene Ontology annotation, molecular function: fatty acyl-CoA hydrolase activity. Bases 215 to 712 code for a protein of 165 amino acids. The transcript is spliced from 3 exons.
CUUCUGGAGCUUCCUGAAUCCUGACUCCUAGAUCCUGAGGCCAAAACAAACCAUACAAAAGGUCUCAGCUGAAUCGGAAACAAAAAGAGUUUUGAAACUGCAUUUGCUCCAGUCGAAGCCCCUCAAUCACUAAGUCUUGAAUUGGAGCUUGCUCGUAACUUGCUACUCGUACUUCCAUUGUAUUAGGCCAAAAGCACCCAGCGAGAUAUCUACGAUGGCUCCGGUUAUGAAAUAUGGAGUGGAUGUCGGCCGAAAGCUGAUUCGACUGACGACUGCAGGAAAGGACUUGAACAGGAUGCUGAAAGAGGUGCGAUUGACUGAGUUCUCGCCAAAUCGCUGUGUGUGCGAGAUGACGGUGGGCGAGGAGCAGUCGAAUCCACACGGCACUCUGCACGGUGCCUUCGCUACGCUACUGAUGGACGGUGUCACGACCAUGGCGAUCAUUGCUAGCGGACGUCCCGUUCCAGGACUGUCUGUGGAAAUGAAUAUGAGUUACGUGCAGGGAGCCAAGACAGGGGAGGAAAUCCGUAUAAUUGGUGAUUGUGUCAAGGCUGGAAAGUCAUUAGCGUACGCUAACUGUGAGAUUCGGCGAAUUAGUGAUGAUAAACUUGUCGCGACUGGUCGCCACAUCAAGCACGUAGAAGUGGCCAAUGCGCCGUUCGCCGCUCCCUGGCUGUUCACGGACUCUACCGACAAGGAAUCGUCAGUGUAGCAAAGCCAAGUUAAGCAUAGGGGAAUGCAUCCUUCUUGUGUAACAGUGGCAGUUGUCAUGUAUGCUGCAAGCAUCCUCAAUGCAUCAUGGCUUCGUCAUCGUUGAAAAAUUGUGCUCUAGUCUCACCAGCCAUUCAUGCAUAUUUUGAUAUCAAUUCCUAUGUCCCACAGCACAGAUUCAUAUACUUUUCACCGCCUUUUCAUUACCAUUGCCUUUCUGCAUUGUAUUUAUAUAUUUUUUCCCACUAGUGCCACCAGCACUCCAGAUUUCUUUCUGCCAACCACUGAGUGUGUUCAACUCAUGCUAAGAUCCGCUGCGCUAUAUGCUGCGUGCUUAGUUAAUUUAUUGUGUUUCUUCUGGAGGUGGUUUGGAGGGCAUAUUCUUAGGGCUUGUGAAUACAAUGAAUUUCGUCUUGCUAUCAUUCCGUAACCUGCCCAUGA